Molecule: messenger RNA, 1050 nt
Organism: Auanema sp. JU1783
Lineage: Eukaryota; Metazoa; Nematoda; Chromadorea; Rhabditida; Rhabditidae
Source: the annotation of a GenBank genome assembly
AUGGUUACUCAAGAUGAGCCAGAUGAUCCUCUUCCACAAGAAAGGGAAAUAUUGAAAACUAAACGAUGUUCCUAUGAAGUGGUUCGAUUGAUUGGGAAGGGAGGCUAUGGAGCGGUGUUCGAGAUUAUUAGGAAAUCGGAUGGAGAGCAUUUGGCUAUAAAAUGCGAAAAAAUGACAAAUAGACGAACAGUACUAACAAUGGAGAAGAAAGUACUGAGCGGAGCUCGGCAAAUCAAUAGCCUCCAUUUCUGUACAAUUCAAGACCGCGGUACACUACAAGACCGUUUCAAAUUUGUAAUCAUGCAGCUUGUUGGUCGUAAUUUGUGGGACUUGAGGAUAUCAACUGAAGAACUCAGGUUCAAUAUAGGGACUUCUCUGAAAGCUGCUACUCAGUGUCUUAUUUGUAUCGAACAAAUCCAUAGGAUUGGAUUCCUUCAUCGUGACAUCAAGCCUGGAAACUUUGCUGUCGGUAGACAAGGCCAAAAAGACCUUCACACUAUUUAUAUGCUUGACUUUGGGCUAUGUCGGAAGUUCUCUGUCGUGAAGGAUAAAGAUGUCCGCAUGCCUCGCGAUAUAGUUCCUUUUCGAGGUACAACCAGAUACGCACCGUUAGCCGCAAUGAAACAUAUUGAUCAAUCUCGUAAGGAUGAUUUAGAAGGCUGGUUGUAUAUGGUAGUAGAAUGGACUUGUGGCAGAUUACCAUGGAGUCAAUACAAAACCGAUAACAGAGAUGAGGUGCUCAAAAAGAAGGAGGAGUUGCGGACGGACCCCAAAGCUCUUGAUAAGUUUCUCAGUCGUUGUCCUAAGAGAGAGUUCAUCAAGAUUUUGAAAUACUUAGAUGAACUGACUUAUUUCUGUAUCCCCGAUUACAAAUUCAUUUUUGACGUCAUCUUGCAUGCUAUGAAGACAAACAAAGUCAGAUACGCAGACCCAGUGGAUUGGGAUCCGAACAAUGCUUACACUGCUCCUUUCGAACAGCCUGGUGAAGGAAAACCUGAUUUAUGGUCAGUAGAUCGCAAGAAAGAGCAAAAAACACAAGAGGAAGUAUAA